Molecule: messenger RNA, 861 nt
Organism: Nicotiana tabacum (common tobacco)
Lineage: Eukaryota; Viridiplantae; Streptophyta; Magnoliopsida; Solanales; Solanaceae
Source: RefSeq, a predicted model, not a curated record
UCUCUACCUCCUGUUGGGUUGUUAAUAUUGAAUCAGAAAUGCACUUCUAACGAAAUGCCGUCCAUAUUUUUGUUGUUUGACAUUUUUUCUGAUUUCUUUCAUGAUCAGGUUUGAUUUUCAUCUGGUACAAUUCUUCUUUGCCUGCUUGCCUUCACUGGCUGUAUAUUUGGUGGCUCAGUAUUCUCGCUAUGAAAUGAGAAGAAUGGAGGCGGAAGCUGAAUUGAAAAAGAAAGCUGAAGAAGAAACAAAAGCAAAAGAGCUAGAAUUAAUGGCUGAGGAGGAAAAACAAGUGACUGAUCCACAACUUUCCGAGGUGAAAGCAAGACUAGAUAAGUUGGAGGAGACCUUGAAAGAAAUUUUGGUCGAGUCCAAAAAACAAUCAGGUGAUGUUGCAGAUAAACCAGCCAGCAAUGCUGUCAAGAAAAAAUCUGGAACAACCAAGACAGGGACUCCUACGGCUCAGGAAAAGACAAUUCCCUCUAGUGAUGGAAAAACUCAAUCAGAAGCAUCUUUGCCUGAUCAAAAGCAAAUUAAAAAUGAAGGUCCCUCCCCUGACGUGAAGAAAUGAAAUCAUUAGGCAUAUAUUAUUUGGCGUAGUCAAGCUUUUUGAAGAGCCCGGAGUGCAUAGCUUUGCAGAACAGGGAAAAGCCACUGCUUUUAAAAGCUGUUAAUUCGUUUUUUUUUCCAAAUCAAUAUGAAUUAGAAGAAAUUUGGAAGAUGUAACAUUUGCUAAGGAUCAUUGCUGCCAUGUUAGUAGAAAAGCUUAAUUUUAGAGCAUCAGACAUUUGACAAUAGCAUUGUUUUGUUAAGAAACUGAGUAGAUGGGAAUUUAUGGUUUCGAUUAUAGAAGGCAUUUUUCUA